Messenger RNA from Emiliania huxleyi CCMP1516, 1831 nucleotides. RefSeq lists its product as hypothetical. The transcript has 4 exons. The record is from RefSeq and is a predicted model, not a curated record. NCBI's taxonomy places the organism in Eukaryota, Haptophyta, Isochrysidales, Noelaerhabdaceae. The annotation marks the transcript as partial.
GCCUCCGCCGACGCCGCCGCCGUCUACGCCGCCCUCGCCUCCUCCGCCGUCGCCGCCGCCGUCGCCGCCGCCCUCGCCUCCUCCGCCGACGCCGCCGCCGUCUCCGCCGCCCUCGCCUCCUCCGCCGUCGCCGCCGCCGUCGCCGCCGCCCUCGCCUCCUCCGCCGUCGCCACCGCCGUCGCCGCCGCCCUCGCCUCCUCCGCCGACGCCGCCGCCGUCUACGCCGCCCUCGCCUCCUCCGCCGUCGCCGCCGCCGUCUCCGCCGCCCUCGCCUCCUCCGCCGUCGCCGUCGCCGCCGCCGCCGACGCCGCCGCCGUCUAUGCCGCCCUCGCCUCCUCCGCCGUCGCCGCCGCCGUCUCCGCCGCCCUCGCCUCCUCCGCCGUCGCCGUCGCCGCCGCCGCCGCCGCCGCCCUCGCCUCCUCCGCCGACGCCGCCGCCGUCUACGCCGCCCUCGCCUCCUCCGCCGACGCCGCCGCCGUCUACGCCGCCCUCGCCUCCUCCGCCGUCGCCGCCGCCCUCGCCGCCGCCCUCGCCUCCUCCGCCGACGCCGCCGCCGUCUACGCCGCCCUCGCCUCCUCUGCCGUCGCCGCCGCCGUCUCCGCCGCCCUCGCCUCCUCCGCCGUCGCCGUCGCCGCCGCCGCCGCCGCCGCCCUCGCCUCCUCCGCCGACGCCGCCGCCGUCUACGCCGCCCUCGCCUCCUCUGCCGUCGCCGCCGCCGUCUACGCCGCCCUCGCCUCCUCCGCCGUCGCCGCCGCCGUCGCCGCCGCCCUCGCCUCCUCCGCCGACGCCGCCGCCGUCUACGCCGCCCUCGCCUCCUCCGCCGUCGCCGCCGCCGUCGCCGCCGCCCUCGCCUCCUCCGCCGUCGCCGCCGCCGUCUCCGCCGCCCUCGCCUCCUCCGCCGUCGCCGCCGCCGUCGCCGCCGCCCUCGCCUCCUCCGCCGUCGCCGCCGCCGUCUCCGCCGCCCUCGCCUCCUCCGCCGUCGCCGCCGCCGUCGCCGCCGCCCUCGCCUCCUCCGCCGUCGCCGCCGCCGUCUCCGCCGCCCUCGCCUCCUCCGCCGUCGCCGCCGCCCUCUCCGCCGCCCUCGCCUCCUCCGCCGUCGCCGCCGCCGUCUCCGCCGCCCUCGCCUCCUCCGCCGUCGCCGCCGCCGUCUCCGCCGCCCUCGCCUCCUCCGCCGUCGCCGCCGCCGUCGCCGCCGCCCUCGCCUUCUCCGCCGUCGCCGCCGCCGUCGCCGCCUCCACCGGUUCCGCCGCCGCCCACUCCGCCGCCGCCCGGCUCUCCGCCUGCGCCAGCGCCCCCUCCUUCACCAUGCCCAACUGCGUACGAGCCGCCGACCGAAUCGUGCCUGGAGGCGACCUGCCGCCAUGCUGCGACCGCAUCCUGCAGUGCGCUGUGCAUUACACGACGGAGUACGUCAACAACGGCGAUUACACCACCCUCGGGCCCGGCUGCGACGCGUACGUCAACAACGGCGAUUACGUGCGCGACCUGCGACACUCUCACGACGCGUCCGGCGGCAUCUGGAAUUGCGCCUCGUGGGCGGGCUUCGACUGCACCCUCGCGGCGUCGCACUGGGGCUACACGAUGGGCCAGGCGGAGGAGCUGCUCCGCGAGUGCCCCGUGACGUGCGAUGUGUGCCCGGCGACGGCGCCGGCGACGACGGCGGACACGGAGACGAUGGCGGCCAAGGAGGCGGCGCUCGUCGCCGCGAGCGCCGCCCACCGCGCGAGCGUCAUCGCGGGCCUGCACGGCAUGCACGAGAAGACGAAGGCGCGCGGCGCGCGGCUGUACCUGAUGGCGAAGAACAAGGCGAUGCAGCAGGCGACCAAUUCAU